Suillus discolor is the source of this 525-nucleotide messenger RNA. RefSeq lists its product as uncharacterized. The record is from RefSeq and is a predicted model, not a curated record. The transcript is spliced from 3 exons. NCBI's taxonomy places the organism in Eukaryota, Fungi, Basidiomycota, Agaricomycetes, Boletales, Suillaceae. Bases 1 to 525 code for a protein of 174 amino acids.
AUGACCUCUACUACAAGCCAGCUGGAACAAAGUCUAAGGGGACUUCAGAUAUCAAAAUCCGACUCACAAGAAACGUCUACUGUAGUGCAAUGGGUGCCCUCUAAAUACAGCUCAGACGUAUCUCAGUACGUUCUCGUAAAGCCUCCCCGGGCUCCAUGCGGCAAUCGUUGGCUGUUUGGGUUUCCUAUUGUCAGGAAGGAACUUUGGAACAUGGGGACCAUUGCUUUCCACCAUGUUUGGCCAGGCGAAACUUUGCCAGACAACAAUGCCUACAUCGCCAUGAAUUCCCUUACAUUUCUCCAGGUAUAUCUUGAUCUUCGCCUUUGCACUUUGGCAGGUGGAAAGGUAGUCGGAGAUUUGAAGAAUAUCCCAUCAGAGUGUGUGACAUCGGGAGAGGUGCUCUUGUUAGUAUUGUGGAGGAAUACGGAACGUGAGGCUACCUGUCCAACGCAAGAUCAAGUGUAUUCCCUGGAGAUGAAGCUUGAGCGCCCACCAGGAUGGUGGGUGGAAGUCCCACUAUUUUGA